Molecule: messenger RNA, 816 nt
Organism: Angiostrongylus costaricensis
Lineage: Eukaryota; Metazoa; Nematoda; Chromadorea; Rhabditida; Metastrongylidae
Source: the annotation of a GenBank genome assembly
AUGGUCGGCGGUGGAUUUAUGACGUUGAAGUCGAAUACCAGACAAGAAAAAGAUCUCAUUCAUCCGGACACUGUUUGGAUUCACGACAGAGUGAAAAAAUUCGAUCCAAAGAGGAACGCCGUAAAAUUGUCAAAUGGUGAUGAAGUAACCUAUGACUAUAUGAUAUUGGCUACAGGUGUACAGCUACGUUGGGACAUGGUAAGGUUUCAUGAGAAGCAAGCGUUAGUUAAAGGACUUCCAGAAGCUUUAGAUACACCGGGAGUCUGCUCAAACUAUUCACCAUUCCACUGCGAAAAAACCUUCAAAGAACUGAACAGUGUGACGUCUGGAAAUUGUGUGUUUACUUUUCCAAAAACACCAAUUAAAUGUGCUGGUGCUCCACAAAAGGUCUGCUACUAUGGUGAACAAAUCGUCCGUGAUCGCGGUUAUCGCAAGCAUACUCAUUUUAUUUAUGCGACAUCAUUGAGUCGACUUUUCGGUGUCGAGGCGUAUUUGAGUGCGCUGAACAAAGUGGCGCGUGAGAAGGAUAUCGAGGUGCGAACCCGCCACAAUUUAAUAGAGGUGGACGCGGAUAGAAAGGUAGCCAAAUUCGAACUUCUCGACGAAAACUGCCAACCAAAUGGGGAGUUCGACGAAAUUCCAUCGAAAAACUUCCCAAAUAUUUUCGCCGCUGGGGACUGCAUGAACACACCAAACGCGAAGACGGCGGCUGCAGUGUCGAGUCAUUUGAAGACGGUCGGGAAAAACUUGAAGGCCGUCCUAGAGGGACGAGAACCGCCAGCUACGGUAUGUUGCCAAUAUAGCAUUAAAAUGUAA